Daldinia caldariorum is the source of this 1698-nucleotide messenger RNA. RefSeq names its product sugar transporter. Gene Ontology annotation, cellular component: membrane. Lineage: Eukaryota; Fungi; Ascomycota; Sordariomycetes; Xylariales; Hypoxylaceae. Gene Ontology annotation, biological process: transmembrane transport; carbohydrate transport. The transcript has 8 exons. The coding region runs from base 1 to 1698 and encodes 565 amino acids. Gene Ontology annotation, molecular function: carbohydrate:proton symporter activity. The record is from RefSeq and is a predicted model, not a curated record.
AUGGCUUCGAGUUCGACAAAGAGCCUUGACGACGAUGUCAUCGGAACAGCCCCGGUGCCGGUUGCGACGUCCAAGGAAAAGCAUGAGACCAUGGACGACAUAAUUCGGAGUGCGAGGCUCGCGAGUGAGAAGGAGCACAGAAUGACCCUAUUGCAAGGUCUUCGCCUUUACCCCAAGGCGAUUGCAUGGUCCAUCCUCAUCUCAACCUGCAUCGUUAUGGAAGGUUACGACAUUUCCCUGGUUAACAAUUUUUAUGCCUUUCCUCAGUUUAACCAGAAGUACGGCGUUCCGAUAACCGACCAAGAGGGCAACGUCUCCUAUCAGGUUCCGGCCUCAUGGCAAGCUGGACUAAGCAACGGUGCAGUGGUGGGUGAAAUAAUUGGCCUGUUGAUAAACGGCUGGGUCUCUGAGAGGUUCGGAUACCGAUAUACGGUUAUCUCCUGUCUCGUGCUCAUAAUCGGCUUUACCGCCAUCUUCUUUAUGGCGCAAAAUGUCGUACAUCUCCAAGUAGCUGAGAUCCUGUGCGGAAUACCAUGGGGCGUCUUUCAGACCUUGACCAUCACUUAUGCCUCCGAAGUUUGUCCCGUGGCCCUGCGUGGCUAUUUGACGACUUAUAUCAACUUUUGCUGGGGUGUCGGCCAGAUGAUUGGUAUCGGCGUUAUUAUGGGCAAUCUCUGGCGCACUGACGAGUGGGCGUAUCGCAUACCCUAUGCGCUUCAAUGGAUGUGGCCGUUGCCUCUCAUAAUCGGAAUCUGCUUCGCACCUGAGUCCCCUUGGUGGCUUGUACGAAAGGGGAAACUUGAAGCUGCCAAGCAUUCUCUUCUCCGCUUGACUAGUCUGGAUCGAGAAACAGACUUUGAUGUGGACGAGACCGUCGCCAUGAUGGUUCACACAUCGGCAUUGGAGCAGAAGAUAACUAAAGGAGCUAGUUAUUUAGAUUGCUUCAAAGGAGUCGACCGCCGUCGCACAGAAAUCGUCUGCAUGUGUUGGGCAAUCCAGAACCUAAGCGGUAAUUCGUUUUCCAACUACUCGACGUACUUCCUGCAGCAAGCCGGCCUCACGGAUGACAAGGCGUACUCAUUCGCCAUGGGCCAAUACGCCAUCAACUGCGCCGGCGUCUUUGGGGCUUGGACGCUCAUUACUUUAGGAAUCGGACGAAGGACACUGUACUUAUAUGGACUUGCUGGUCUUUUUAUCAUGCUUCUGAUACUCGGAUUCCUCGGUCUGGCUCCCGACAGGAAUGCCGCGUCACUUGCCACAGGCAGUAUCAUGCUUGUGUGGGCUCUGUGCUACCAGUUAACCGUCGGCACCGUAUGUUACUCUCUCGUCGCAGAAAUUUCGACGAGACGUCUUCAAAUCAAGACAGUGGUGCUUGGGCGUAUCCUCUACAACGUUGUCGGUAUCAUCUGUGGCGUUUUGACGCCAUACAUGUUAAACCCUUCGGCCUGGGAUUGGGGCAAUUAUGCCGGAUUUUUCUGGGCGGGAUCGUGCUUCCUCUGCUUUGUAUACGCUUACUUCCGCGUACCUGAGCCGGCUGGCCGCACGUUCGCAGAGCUUGACUUGUUGUUUGAGAAGAAGGUUAGCGCAAGAAAGUUUGCUUCGACAGAUGUAGAUGUGUUCGCAGAGCAUGUUGAAGGGACCGUGUUGAGUAACUAUCAAGACCAGAUCGCCAUUGAGAGCAUGAAGAUCAAGGUUUAA